Molecule: messenger RNA, 1113 nt
Organism: Varanus komodoensis (Komodo dragon)
Lineage: Eukaryota; Metazoa; Chordata; Lepidosauria; Squamata; Varanidae
Gene: GPN3
Product: GPN-loop GTPase 3
Exons: 8
Coding region: 58-912 (284 amino acids)
Molecular function (GO): GTPase activity
Source: RefSeq, a predicted model, not a curated record
GGGCCAAACUAGUCGCGCGCACUCCUCUCGCGGUUGCGCGCAAGGCCGGCGGCCGCGAUGCCCCGCUAUGCCCAGCUGGUUAUGGGCCCCGCGGGCAGCGGGAAGAGCACUUACUGCUACAACAUGGUCCAGCACUGCGAAGCCCUGAAUCGCUCAGUUCAAGUGGUUAACUUGGAUCCCGCUGCAGAGCACUUUGAUUAUGAUGCCAUGGCAGAUAUCCGUGAGCUGAUUGAAGUGGAUGAUGUCAUGGAAGAUGAUUCACUAAAGUUUGGUCCUAACGGGGGCUUAGUUUUCUGCAUGGAAUACUUUGCAAAUAACUUUGGCUGGCUGGAAGAAUGCCUGGGCCACGUGGAAGAUGAUUACAUCCUUUUUGAUUGCCCGGGCCAGAUUGAGCUCUAUACCCAUCUUCCUGUGAUGAGGCAGUUGGCUGAGCAGCUGCAGCAGUGGGAAUUCCGCGUGUGUGGAGUCUUCCUCGUUGAUUCCCAGUUCAUGGUGGAAUCCUUUAAGUUUAUCUCUGGCGCCAUGGCAGCUCUCAGUGCAAUGGUCUCCCUGGAGAUUCCCCAAGUCAAUGUCAUGACAAAGAUGGACUUGCUAAACAAGAAAGCCAAAGUGGAAAUUGAAAAGUACCUGGACCCCGACAUGUAUUCUAUGCUGGAAGAUUCUACAGAUUUGCUCAAAAGCAAGCGGUUUCAAAAGCUGACUAAAGCCAUCUGUGGGUUGAUCGACGACUACAGCAUGGUUCGGUUCCUGCCUUUCGAUCGCUCCGAUGAGGAGAGCGUUAACAUUGUUCUGCAGCACAUCGACUUUGCCAUCCAGUAUGGGGAAGACCUGGAGUUCAAAGAGCCGAAGGAAACUAAGGAAGAUAACUCUUCAGCUUUUGAUGAAUAUUUCCAAGACCGAGUGGAUGAAUGAAGAUUUCAGAAUGAAAGACUGUAAAAUACACAGACUCCUUGAUAAGUCUAGUGAAAAUUGAAUACUGGACUUCUUUCCCUCAGUGAAGAGUUUAAUAUAUAUAAAUGGACACUGCCACUUUGUACAGUUUUUGCUUUGGAAAAAGAUACACCUUGAAGGAUGAGAAAUAAAGGAUGACGUUACUACUUAUUGCUAUAAAAA